Messenger RNA from Cylicostephanus goldi, 531 nucleotides. NCBI's taxonomy places the organism in Eukaryota, Metazoa, Nematoda, Chromadorea, Rhabditida, Strongylidae. The record is from the annotation of a GenBank genome assembly.
UGCUCAAUAAAUUUAGGAAGCAAGAAUAACAUAAAAAUUAAAUUACAAAACGAACCAAUUUUAGAUUAUCACUGCAGUUGAACGCAAGAAAAAAGGAUCACUGAUAUUUGUUUCAAAUUGUCGCACGCCUUCGAAACGCGAACAGAUAAUCAGAAAAUUGGGAAAGUUUACUGAAAUUACUGUCAGAGGAAAAUGCGAAAAGGCAUUGUCACUAAACACCAAGCGCGUUUCCUGCAAAACAGACUGCAGUGACGACUCUUUGACAGCCACUCAUCGAUUCUAUAUCGCAUUUGAAAAUAGCAACUGCAUUGAUUACGUCACGGAAAAAUAUUUUGACCGAAUCUCUCAACUACUUGUGCCUGUUGUAAUGAAAAGGCGGAUUUAUGAAGACGCUGGCCUUCCAAAAGAUUCCUUUAUAGCGCUGGAUGACUUCGAUUCUCUUGAGAAUUUGGGGAAUUACUUGAACACUUUACGCGAAAACGACACUGAAUAUCUCAGGUUAGGUCACAUUCAUAGGAGAAACUUCUAAAG